CAUCAUUCACACAACAUGUUCCUGUUGUUUUUUCUGACAUGUACCGUGUUAACAGCCAAUGCGUCAUCAGUGCCGCUACGACAAAAACGCGUGGUCGGCGGAGAAGACGCAGACAUCAAAGAUCGUCCGUACGCAGUAAGCAUCGAACACGAGGGCUUCUAUAUUUGCGGCGGGUCAAUCGUCUCCGAGCACUACGUGCUCACAGCAGCUCAAUGCAUAGAUCAGAAUAAGCAUGAAACUUCAAAGAACUACACCAUCAGAUGUGGUACAUCGACUAAAUAUUAUAACGGAAGCGUCUAUGAGAUCGUGGAAAUAAUAACACACUUGUCUUACCGACGCAACCGGUACAACAAUACAAAUUUCGAUAUCGCGCUGGUUCGCGUGAAUUCGCCCUUUGUGUACAGUGACUUGUGUAAACCGAUCGAGUUGUAUGGGAAAGUGUAUCCCGAGGAUUUCGAGCCGAACAGUGUAGCUCUUGUCUCCGGCUGGGGAUGGAGCUCGCCUACUGGUUCAGACGACACAGAGACGUACCAGCUGCAGCUACUGAAAGUACCCCUGAUCGGCAAGAGGACCUGCAACACUAUUUACCAGAAGUUUGGGGGUAUAUACGAAGGCCAGAUAUGUGCCGGGUACGUUAGUGGACUGGGCAAAGAUCUAUGCUACGGUGAUUCUGGUAGUCCUUUGACGUACGAUGGGAAGCUCAUUGGUGUGGCCAUAUACAUCGAAAGUGACUGCGGACAACGGAGUUAUCCAUCGGUGUUUACGGAGGUUGCGUACUUCCUUCCUUGGAUUAAAAAUUACGUAGAAAUAGACUGAGCGAUGGUUCGAAAAUUUUUUGCGCAAAAUAAUAGAUCCUAACGAGAACUUUUUGUCAAAGUAGCGUUGAGGUGAAUUUUUUGGUUUAAUCAACUUUGAUACUUCAAAGAAAGAUAUUCAUUCAUUGAUGACAACAAAAUGCAUGAGGAAAUUUUCUAUAUAAGGUAGUGAAAUUUUGUUUCUAAUUAAACAUCAUCAAAUUACUUUUUAACGUGUUUAAUCAACCUAGCUUUAAAUCAACCAUAUAUUGAAUAAAGAUUUUUUUGAUGAUUAUAUUUUGUACUAUGAAAAAGUUUUAUCAUUUUGUAC
Copidosoma floridanum is the source of this 1125-nucleotide messenger RNA. RefSeq names its product trypsin-1-like. Gene Ontology annotation, biological process: proteolysis. NCBI's taxonomy places the organism in Eukaryota, Metazoa, Arthropoda, Insecta, Hymenoptera, Encyrtidae. The record is from RefSeq and is a predicted model, not a curated record. Gene Ontology annotation, molecular function: serine-type endopeptidase activity.